AUGGACAACCUUCUGUCAGAGCUCUCGCCGAAAUCGGCCAAGGUAGAGCCCCAAAGUUCGCCCCUACAAUCACAGUCCCAUUCACCACCAACUGAAACUUCCAACAAAGAACAAGGCAACCUCCCAGAGCUGAUAACUCAGUCAUUCAAGCUGGAACUUGAACGAACACCAGAGUUGUUUCAGCAAGCGAUUCUUAGUCCUGAACAGGCACCUCCACAGCCUCAACCAAUGGAGGUUGAAAACACUCAACCAACACCAAGAAAUACGAGUGAAGAUGGGAACAAAGAUGUUGAAAUAAUUGAGGAGGCGCCAAAGGUGGACGAAACUCCAAAGAUUCAAAGAUUGGUCCUCUCAGCAGGAUCGAAUGGAAGCGAACACAUUGCACAGUUCAAGAACGACUUGAGACUACGAAAUGAUGAGAAUGUGACAGAACAAUUGAUAAGUGAGGAUAUUCCCGAGAAGGAAUAUGCUCUUGUCACUUUGUGCAUUGAGUAUGAUGACGAUUUUGUUGAUAAUUUCAAACAGUUAAAUGAGCUCGUCAAGAAGGAUAUCAUCAAGAAUGCCAAGGAAGUGACUUACCACAUUGACUUUGACAAGAACAAAAAAUGGUCGGCAAUUUCAAAUGAAGAAAAGGAUGCUUAUACUCAAUUCAUCGAUAAUUUGGCAAAAGAGGCUGCAGCCAAAGUCACACACUGCUCGUUAAUCCAUAAAUACGACCCUGAUACCGUUUUUGUGACGGAGAAAGACCAGUUAGCUAAGCUAGGGCAGGAGAUCCAGAGUGAUGUGACGCAGUGGACUCAUUUAAAGAUAUUUGACUACGGUUUGAACUCUUUGCGGUUCUUUCCUGGAGUGAGGUUUCCAGACAGCCUUGAAUCUAUGCAUGUUGGAGGAGGCAAUUCCCUAGAAACACUCGCAGGUUUCAAGAUUCCUUCUAGCCUCAAAGCAUUGGAUGCAUCUAAGAGUCUCCUUUCAACGAUAGACUACAUUUCAUUGCCGCCAACAACAGAGCAUCUCCUUCUUUCAGACAACAGAAUCUACUUCUUGAACUAUGCCGAGUUCCCAGCUCGUCUACAAUCGUUAGAUCUUUCCAACAACCGCAUUGAUCUGUUGAAGAACAUCAAUUUUCCUAAAUUCCUUCGUUAUUUGUCAGUUUCCAAUAACCCAAUAGAGUGUAUUAAAGGCGUGCGGUUUCCGGAAAGCCUUGAAUACUUAGACGUUUCUUGCAUUCCAAAUGAGUCCAUGACGGGCAUAAAAUUCCCCGAUCUGGCCAUUUGGCUUAAUCUCCAGCAAUCUAUGACGAAUACUAGAGGUUUAAAAAUUCCCUCCAUGGUUAGAGAAUUGAACAUGGCUGGUAAUGGGGUCAACAGCAUUAAUCCAUUGAAGUUACCCAACUCCAUAGAGAGCCUUUUCUUGACCAACAACAAUAUCAAGACACUUAACAAAGUUGCAUUCCCAAGCUGUUUGAAAGAGCUCUACCUAGGGAACAACAUGAUCACAACGCUCAAGAACGUUCAGUUUCCACCUACAUUAGAGGUUCUCGAUCUUGAAAUGGACCCUCAUUUGGAAGAAAAUGAAAAGUUCAUCACCUCCAUCAAAGACGUCACCUUUACAGCUAAUCUCAAGGUGUUGAACCUUGGCUACCAUCUGAUUAAAACUAUUGAGUCUAUGGACUUCCCAUAUUCUUUGGAAGAGCUCAAGCUACAGUAUAAUGAUUUAAGAGUAUUCCGCAACGUUCGUUUCGGUCCUAAUCUUAGACUCUUGGACCUCAGUGGUAACCAGGACCUUUAUAACUUGGAUGGGGUGGUGCUACCAAACUCCUUGAAGGAAUUACGGAUCCCAUCGGUUUUAUUGAACAAUUUGCCAUAUGGCCUUGUGGAUAGAGUCAACAAGGGCGAGGUGAAGCUUACAAAGUCAAUGCCAUAUACGGUAUGA
Candidozyma haemuli is the source of this 1932-nucleotide messenger RNA. RefSeq lists its product as uncharacterized. Lineage: Eukaryota; Fungi; Ascomycota; Pichiomycetes; Serinales; Metschnikowiaceae. The record is from RefSeq and is a predicted model, not a curated record. The transcript has a single exon. Gene Ontology annotation, molecular function: protein binding. The coding region runs from base 1 to 1932 and encodes 643 amino acids.